CUGAGAAGGCGGCCAGGCAGGGCGCCCAAAGGGACUUCCAGCUUGCGGUAUUCUGCUUGUUUGCGGGCGAGAGAAAGACGCGACAAGAUGGGAGAGAGCGCGAAGGAUCGCCGCCAGGACCCCGCCGGUGUCCUUUCCAGGAGAGGCGCCAUCACGGCCAACUACGAGGAUUUCCUGACCCAGUAUUUGACCUGCGCCAGCGCCAACCCCUACCACCCGGUCACCAAUCCCGAGGGCAUCAUCAACCUGGGCACGGCCGUGAACCGCCUGAUGGAGGAGGAGCUGUCUGAGCGCCUGCGAAGAGGAGACGCGCUCUCCUAUUCGCCGUCGUACCAGCACUACUACGACUUCGAUGGGACGCGGGAGCUGAAGGGAGCGCUCAUAGGAUUCCUCGGGAGGCACUUCCUCCCCGCCAAGGACAUCGGCGAGGACGAGAUUGUCGUGCUGAACGGAGUGACGUCAUGCCUCGACGCCUUAAGCCACGCCCUUUGUGACCCUGGUGACGUCAUAAUCACACCCACUCCCGUGUACGCCCGCAUGUUCACGGACGUCCACGAUCGGGCGGGGGCGGCGGUGUUGCCCCUCGUGCUGCGUCAGGAGGCCGAUUCCUCCGAUGAGAGCUUCGUACUUCGUGCGGAGGAUCUGGAAGCGCGGGUCGAGGCCCUGCAUCAGGAGGGGCGUCGCGUGAGGGCCUUCAUGCUGGUGCAUCCCAACAACCCUCUCGGCGACGUGUACUCGCCCCAGCUCCUCUCCGACCUUAUGGACGUCUGCGCAAGACACGAGAUCCACUUCAUCAGCGACGAAAUCUACGCCCUUUCCAUUUUCACUGACGAAGACGAGCCGUCCUCUCGCCCGCCCUUCCGCAGUGUCCUCAGCCUUCCUCACCCGGAUCCAGAUCGCACUCACGUCUUGUGGGGACUGAGUAAGGAUUUCGGGCUCGCUGGCCUCCGUGUGGGCGUGGUGGUCAGUCGCUGCGCCGAGCUCAUGACCUGCCUGCGCGCCAUCGCCAUCUACAAGUGCACGCCCCAACUCGUGCACCAUGCGGCGGCGGCGCUGCUCUCCGACACAGCUUCCAUCCCCAUUCCCUCCCUCCGGCCUUCCUCUCUCCUCAGCCUGGUGCGACGACUCUACCUCCGACUGAACAGCGAGAGACUCGGCCGUACUUACAGGCACGCCCGUGGGCGCCUGGAGGCGAUGGGCGCCCGUGUGAGGGAGGCACGGGCGGCCCUCUUUGUCUGGUUUUCCAUCCGGGACUUCAUGGAGACCGACAGCGCCGAGGAGGAAAUGGAGAUCCACGCCCAGCUGAUGCGCGCGGGCGUGUACGUGGUGCCCGGGAGCAAGCUGUACGGCUCCGACCCGGGUUGGAUCCGCCUCAUCUUCAGCGUGAGGGAAGAGGAGCUCGACGAAGGUCUUAGGAGAAUUGAGUCUGUCCUCAAGAGCAGGAGAAAGGAGACAGCAUGAUUGGAAGAACACACACCUGAAGUCUUACUUUGGCGUCUGGCUGUUACUAUACUUUCACUGUUACGUAGCUAUCUG
This is a messenger RNA of Penaeus vannamei (Pacific white shrimp), 1536 nucleotides long. Its product is annotated as 1-aminocyclopropane-1-carboxylate synthase-like protein 1. Gene Ontology annotation, molecular function: pyridoxal phosphate binding; transaminase activity. Lineage: Eukaryota; Metazoa; Arthropoda; Malacostraca; Decapoda; Penaeidae. Gene Ontology annotation, biological process: amino acid metabolic process; biosynthetic process. The record is from RefSeq and is a predicted model, not a curated record.